Molecule: messenger RNA, 1986 nt
Organism: Lactuca virosa
Lineage: Eukaryota; Viridiplantae; Streptophyta; Magnoliopsida; Asterales; Asteraceae
Source: the annotation of a GenBank genome assembly
AUGUUCACUUCUAUCAAACAUUUAACCGUUGUCUCCCGCCAUAGCAAAUCACUCUCCCUUUUCUCUUCUUCUCCCACCACCAUCACCAAUUCCUUAGCCAACAAUUUCGUCUCCCCUGCUCACCAAACCCUAUACCACCUCCUUGAGAAAUGUCAAUCAAUGAGGAAACUAAAACUAAUUCAUGCCCAAAUCAUCCUUCAUGGACUCCAUCAAGAAACGCUUACGGUUAGCAAGUUGAUUUCUUUCUGUGCUGUGUCGGAAACAACCGAUCUACAGUAUGCACAGCUUGUGUUCGACCAUUUGCCUCAAACAAAUCGAUACAUGUACAAUAGUUUGAUCAGGGGCUACGUCAAUACUGACAACCCUAUAAAAGCUCUACACCUCUACCAUCAAAUGAUUCGUGUUGGCAUUUCACCAAACGAAUUCACAUACCCUUUUGUUCUUAAAGUGUGCGCAGUGCUAUCUAGAUUAUUAGAUGGGGUUCUAGUGCAUGUCCGUAUUAUCAAGCUUGGAUUCCAGUUUCAUGUUUAUGUGCAAAAUGGGCUGAUUAGUGUAUAUUGUAGUUGUGACUCCAUUAGGGAUUCAAGAAAGGUGUUUGAUGAUAUGGUUGAUAAGAGUUUGGUUUCAUGGAAUACAAUGAUUGGUGGGUACUCCAAGAUGGGCUAUUGCAAGGAGGCCUUUUUAUUGUUUAGAAAGAUGAGGGAGCUAGAUGUGAAACCUGAUGACUUCACAUUUGUUAGCCUACUUUCUGUUUGUUCACAGAGCUCACAUGGAGUAUUGGGAAGAUCUUUACAUUCAUAUAUCGUGACUACAAAGUCCCACAUUGAUAUUUAUGUCCAAAAUGCUAUUGUGGACAUGUAUUCAAAAUGUGGAGAUCUCCAUUCAGCUCAAACAUUCUUUGACCGAAUGUAUGACAAAAACGUGGUUUCAUGGACAUCUAUGGUUACUGCAUAUGCUAAACACAGUCUACUAGACUCAGCCAAGAAUCUUUUUUAUCAAAUGCCAGUUAAAAAUGUGGUUUCUUGGAACUCAAUGAUUUCAUGCUAUUUACAAAAAGGUUGUUAUAAUGAAGUUUUAGGUCUUUUUGAUGAGAUUUUGAAUGUAGGACUAACUCCUGAUGAGUCGACUCUGGUUACUGUCCUAUCAGCUUGUUCUCAACUUGGUGAUUUGGAAAAGGGGAAGAACAUCCAUACUUAUAUAUCCUCCAACCACGUAACGCCAAGUGUCACAUUGUUCAAUUCGUUGAUAGACAUGUAUGCUAAAUGUGGGAUGUUAGAAACUUCUUUGAGUAUCUUUCUAAAGAUCCCAGAAAAGAAUCUUGUUUCUUGGAAUGUCAUGAUUGGAGCACUUGCUUUACAUGGACAUGGUUUUGAAGCAGUUGAACUUUUUGAAAGUAUGAAAGUUUGUGAGAAUGGAAUACAGCCUGAUGAGAUCACAUUCAUGGGGUUGCUUUCUGCUUGUUGUCACAGUGGUUUAACAGAAACAGGUAAAUAUUACUUUGAAAGAAUGAUUCCUAUGUAUAAUGUACAACAUGAAAUCGAACACUAUGCAUGCAUGAUUUAUCUUUUUGGGAGAUUAGGACUAUUUCCAGAUGCCAUAAAGUUAAUAAAAUCAAUGCCAAUGAAGCCUGAUGUUGUAAUCUGGGGCGCCUUACUUGGGGCUUGUAGAAUCCAUGGAAAUCUUGAACUUGGGAAGCAAGUUUUAAAACAAGUAUUGGAGUUAGAACCAUAUACUUCAGGACUUUAUGUUCUUGUAUCAAACAUGUUUUGUGAAGCUAGGAGAUGGAAAGAUGUAAAGAACAUAAGGAAACUAAUGAAGGAUCAUGGCAUCAAGAAACACAAAGGUGUUAGCUUUAUUGAAGUUAAUGGAGUUUCAUAUGAGUUUAUGGUUGAUGAUCAUAGAAAUGAGUUGUCAAACGACGUGCAUGAGUUGCUAGAUCAAUUAACAGAUCAUUUGAAAUCAUCAGGGAUUGAACAAUUUGUUUAA